AGCACAGUUGAAAUGCUCUUAGACCUGUCUUACAGAGAGCAAUGGAGAAUGGGAAAGUGAAAGAGAAAGAGAACGAGCAAGAGACUGAGAAAUUAUGCAAGAGGUGUUAUCAAACUUACACUUCUCAAUCCAACACCUCUUCUUCUUGCCGCUUCCAUCCUUCCUUUUUUGUCUGCCGUCGUCACGACGACCAAAAAAGGUACUAUGAAUUGGGACCUGAUGAUCCGCCGUAUGCUGCCAAGUUCUAUGAUUGCUGCGGGGCCGAGGAUCCAGCGGCAUCUGGGUGCACCACAAGCUUCCAUGUCUCAUAUGAUGAUGAUUGAUGUAAUAUUUCUCUUUUUCAUCACCUGAAUCUUGAGUGUACAUGAAAUUUGUAGUUAUCUCCAUGUCUCCUCCUUUCUUGGCACAUACUAUAUGAUUGUGCAACAUAGUUUCUAGUUAUCAGCUUUUGUCUCUUAACAAUUUUGUGGUUUGUUUGGCUUCAAUUUGUCUUAAUGAUGUUAGGUGGUAAUGUAAAUGGGUUUGUUCAUAACAUCAUGGUGAAUAGAAAUAAGGUUCAAUGGGGUUUGCUUAAAGAGCCGACUUUUAAGGUAAAAUAACCAAGCCAAUUGUCCCCUUAUC
Pistacia vera is the source of this 621-nucleotide messenger RNA. RefSeq lists its product as uncharacterized. The transcript is spliced from 2 exons. NCBI's taxonomy places the organism in Eukaryota, Viridiplantae, Streptophyta, Magnoliopsida, Sapindales, Anacardiaceae. The coding region runs from base 42 to 323 and encodes 93 amino acids. The record is from RefSeq and is a predicted model, not a curated record.